Messenger RNA from Vigna unguiculata (cowpea), 1928 nucleotides. RefSeq lists its product as uncharacterized. Lineage: Eukaryota; Viridiplantae; Streptophyta; Magnoliopsida; Fabales; Fabaceae. The record is from RefSeq and is a predicted model, not a curated record.
UAAUUGUUCUUCAUUUCACCCCACCAACUCAUACACUACUCAACAUUCGGAUCAUAAACUCACCAAUCUCCACAAAUAUAUAUUUUAAAGAGACUUUGAAGUCUCUUUCUGACCAAGUCCCCCAUUAUUGUACUUAUAUAUCAUCAAUAUUCUAAACAAAGAGUAUCACAUUAAUAAGUUGAAUUUAGUGGGGAGAAUAAAUGGACACCCUUUAUGGUCUUCUGGCUGAUAUUUCAAAAGAUUUGGUGUGUAAGGGUUUCAAUCAAUUACAAUACUCUUUUUGCUUUAAUGAGUUUGUAAAAGAGGUUGAAGAAGAAGAAAACAACUUGACCGAAACAAGAGAGAAUGUAGAAAGACGUGUCACACAUGCUCAGAGACAAAACAUAAAAAUUGAUGAAGUCAUUGAUAAGUGGUUGGAGAAUGCUAAGAGUGAUUCAAAAGAUGUGGAUUGUUUGCUAAAAGAUGCAAAAGCCAAAAAGAGUUGUUGUUUGGGGUAUUGCCCAAAUUGGAUUUGGCGAUAUCGUUUAGGAAAGAAGUUGGCAAAUAAAAAAGCAGAGCUUGAAAAGAUUAUUCAAAAAGGUAGACCAUAUAUGCAACUUGAACGCAUUGCCUCAAUUCCUUCAAACACUUUUGAUAUUCUCACAGAAAAAAGUAUGAAUUUUGAGAGUAGAAAAUAUGCUUAUGAUCAAGUAAUGAAAGCAUUGAAAUAUGAUGGGGUUGGCAUAAUUGGAUUGUAUGGAAUGGGGGGUUGUGGUAAAACCACUUUAGCAAUGGAAGUUAAGAAGAUAGCAGAAGCUGAGCAUCUUUUUGACAAAGUUAUUUUUGUGCCUGUGUCUAAUACAGUAGAAAUUCCCAGGAUUCAAGAAAAAAUUGCAAGUUCAUUGCAAUAUACAUUUCCAGAAAACCAAGAAAUGGAAAGAGCCCAACGCUUAUGCAUGAGAUUAACACAGGAAAAAAAUAUUCUUAUUAUUUUAGAUGAUGUGUGGGAGAAACUUGAUUUUGGUCGCAUAGGGAUUCCCUCCUCUGAACAUCAUAAAGGCUGCAAGAUUCUGAUUACCACAAGAUCAGAAGAAGUUUGUACUUUAAUGGAUUGUCAAAAAACAAUUAAUCUACCAAUCUUAACUGAUGAAGAAGCAUGGGUUCUCUUCCAAAACAAAGCAGUUAUAUCUAAAGACACCCCUAAAACCAUUACGGAUUUGGCAAGAUCAAUUUCAAAUGAAUGUAAAGGAUUGCCUGUUGCCAUUGUAGCUGUUGCUAGUAGCUUGAAGGAAAAACAAAAGGACAUAUGGCGUUCUGCUUUGAAUAAAUUGAGAAGUUCUAAGCAGAUCAACAUUGGAAAAGGUUUGCAAGAUCCCUAUAAGUGUUUACAGUUAAGCUACGAUAAUCUAGACACUGAAGAAGCUAAAUCACUUUUAUUGUUGUGCUCUGCAUUCCCUGAAGAUUAUGAGAUUCCAAUCGAAGGUUUAAUAAGAUGUGCAAUAGGAUUAGGUGUGGUUGAUGGAUUUGACACGUACGAAGAAGCAAGGACCGAAGUGACUACAGCCAAGAUUAAGCUUGUAAGUUCCUGUUUGUUGUUGGAUGUAGGUGAUAAACAUGUCAAAAUGCAUGACUUGGUUCGUGAUAUAGCCCAAUGGAUAGCAAAGAAUGAGAAUAAGGUCAUCAAGUGUGAACUAGAAAAAGAUGUAACUUUGGAGCAUGGUUCAAUGAGAUAUCUAUGGUGUGUGAAAUUUUCAAAUGAUAUGGAUUGUUCCAAUCUUGAGUUUUUAAGCAUACAAACACAAUUGGAAGUAUCCGAUGCAAUUUUUGAAAAAAUGGAAAAACUUAGAGUUUUGAUUGUUAGUAAUCAAAAUUAUGACAACGAGCUGCAGUUGUCAACCAUGUCUUUCAAAACAUUACAAAAUCUUCGUUGUUUAGUCCUUCAGUAUUAG